Molecule: messenger RNA, 375 nt
Organism: Prorocentrum cordatum
Lineage: Eukaryota; Dinophyceae; Prorocentrales; Prorocentraceae
Source: the annotation of a GenBank genome assembly
AUGGAAAUAUUCACAGCCCGCGACGGAGAGUGGCAACGAUCGCCCCGCCCGUGCCCGCACAUCGGGCCUGGCGUUCCGACUGCGGCGCCCAGGGGCGACUGGCGCGCGCCUGGGCAAGAUGGAGGUGGCUGGAGGGCUGCCGGGGGUAGCGGCAGGCGCGUGGAAGACCUGUUCGUGAAAUCGUCCUACAGCCUACAGUCAGGGCACCAGGUCGAGGUGGUUUGCACUGAUGUCACCGAUCGGAUUCGGAGGAGCCGCGCCGGGCUGCAGGCUGCAGCGGUGCCCAAGGGAAUGCCACAGCUCACGCCACCGGCCGUGGCUGCCGUUCCCUUUGUCUUGGCGCGCAGGGACUCCUUUUUGUUCAGUGUUGCGAAG